This is a messenger RNA of Arachis stenosperma, 1728 nucleotides long. Its product is annotated as AP2-like ethylene-responsive transcription factor AIL1. Bases 1 to 1728 code for a protein of 575 amino acids. Gene Ontology annotation, molecular function: DNA-binding transcription factor activity; DNA binding. Lineage: Eukaryota; Viridiplantae; Streptophyta; Magnoliopsida; Fabales; Fabaceae. The transcript has 8 exons. The record is from RefSeq and is a predicted model, not a curated record. Gene Ontology annotation, biological process: regulation of DNA-templated transcription.
AUGAGCAACUGGUUGGGGUUUUCUCUGACUCCACACCUGAGGAUUGAUGAAGAAUUUGAGAGACAAAAUGAAGAGCGUGGAAAUGGAGGAUCUUAUCCUCCUUCUGUGAUGCCUUUGCGCUCUGAUGGCUCUCUCUGUGUUGCUGACUCCUUCUCUCGCUCUGCUGCACCUCAUGAAUGGAGAUAUGAGAAUGCAAUGGGAAGUGGAAAUUCAAAUGAAGAAGGUCCAAAGCUUGAAGACUUCUUAGGAUGCUACUCAAAUCCAUCACCACUUGCGGAAACCAAAGCAUUUUGUCAGCAAAACCGAAACCAAAACCAACAAAACAACUUCUCAAAGAUCAAUAUGAAUGUUGAAACAUCAUCGUCACUGUUCCAAUCAUUCAAUCCCUACAAUGAUAGCAGAAGCAACCACAACCAUCAUCAUCAUCAUGCUCUCAUAGCGGGCAACGGGGUUUACAAGUCAUCAUGGUUGGCACAAACUUGUUGCUCGUCUUCAUCUUCAGCGGAGGCAAAUCAAAAUAGUAGUAGUAAUAAUAAUAAUAAUAAUGGUGGGUGCAAUUUCCAAUCUCUGUCACUGACUAUGAGUCCGAGCAGUGUUCAACAACAAGAACAAAAUGGUGGGGUGGUGGUGGUGAGUGGAAUGAACCACCAAGUAGUGCUUCAUAAUCAACAUAAUCAGGUUGAUGAUGACACUCGUAAAAGAUCCAUUGCUAAAUCUCAAGGGAGAGAACCGGUGCCUCGAAAGUCUAUUGACACUUUUGGCCAGAGAACUUCUCAAUACCGUGGUGUUACAAGGCAUAGAUGGACGGGUAGAUAUGAGGCCCAUUUGUGGGAUAAUAGUUGCAGAAAGGAAGGACAAACAAGAAAAGGAAGGCAAGGUGGUUAUGACAAAGAAGAAAAAGCAGCAAGAGCUUAUGACUUAGCUGCACUCAAGUAUUGGGGUCCAACAACUCACAUAAAUUUCCCUUUAAGCACUUAUGAGAAGGAACUUGAAGAGAUGAAGCACAUGAACAGACAAGAAUUUGUCGCCAAUUUGAGAAGGAAGAGCAGUGGAUUUUCAAGAGGGGCAUCUGUGUAUAGAGGCGUGACAAGGCACCAUCAACAUGGAAGGUGGCAAGCUCGUAUAGGAAGGGUUGCAGGCAACAAGGACUUGUAUCUUGGUACAUUUAGUACACAAGAAGAAGCUGCAGAAGCAUAUGAUAUUGCAGCAAUCAAGUUCAGGGGAACAAGUGCCGUGACCAAUUUCGACAUAAGCAGGUAUGACGUGAAGAGGAUUUGCUCGAGUUCAACCCUAAUCGCCGGAGACCUUGCGAAACGGUCUCCUAAAGACUCAGCUCUGGCCACCGCCGAGGACUUCAAUUCAUCCGGUUCGGCCGCCACACCUUCUCAGCCAACUGCACUGGCAAUAACUGAUGGUGAACAACACUCUGAUGAGUUGUCCAACAUGGUGUGGAAUGGCAACAGCGACGAGCAACCGCAGAAUGAGAGCGGAACCAUCAACGGUAAUGUCACCAGUCCAUCGCAGCAGGUUUCGCCAAGCAACAAGAACGAGGCGAACCCGCCGCAAAGCCCCAAUGAAUUUGGGGUCAGUGGAACAGAUUAUGGACAUGGAUAUUUCACUCUGCAUGGACCACCAAAAUAUGAUGAUGGAAACAAUGAAAAUGAACACAGGAUUGGGAAUUUGGGUUUGGUUAAUCAAGUUCCUAUGUUUGCUUUGUGGAAUGAAUGA